Molecule: messenger RNA, 1575 nt
Organism: Thermothielavioides terrestris NRRL 8126
Lineage: Eukaryota; Fungi; Ascomycota; Sordariomycetes; Sordariales; Chaetomiaceae
Exons: 3
Coding region: 687-1370 (227 amino acids)
Biological process (GO): vesicle fusion; endoplasmic reticulum to Golgi vesicle-mediated transport
Cellular component (GO): SNARE complex; Golgi membrane; cis-Golgi network
Molecular function (GO): SNAP receptor activity
Source: RefSeq, a predicted model, not a curated record
GCCACCACAGCCACCAGCAUCGCCCCGUUUCUUCCCACCCUAGGAGCCUGGCAUGUUAAACGGAACCAGCCAGAGAGACGAGUCACAUCACAGCGACUUUAACCAGGCCAACCGACUGCCCCAGCGAGCCCAGCAAGUGCCACAGCCACAGCUAUACGAACAGAUCCAUCCAAGACCUCUGCAGGCCUGCUAAAAGGUAGGUUACGUGGCCGCCCAAGCGAUGCGUUGCCAAGCAGUUGGAAGCGUUGGCUGGCACCAACCUCGAAGGACUGCCUCGUGAUUGAGCCAGUUGUUGCACGUGCGAUUGAGAGCCAGGGAGCCAGAGAGCCAGGCAGGGAGGGUAUGGAAAAAGUGGGUAAGGCCCAGAAAAAGCAAGGGGCAGCUGUCAGGGUUAGGGGUAUAUAUGGCGAUUUGACUGGAUUCGACGACGACUUGAUCAAAGACAAACAAGUCAAAUAUGAUCGCACAUGCACACAGAUCAAAUCAAAUCGAGCCUCAUACCUAUUUGACUUGUUUGACUUCUUGGGAGCCAUGGUCUCAGGGCCUCGUCGCUGCGAAGCCACAAAGGAUUCAGGGGCUGACCUCACAGAAACGGAGCCGGUGGGGCCGUUACAUCUUGCCAGGGAACCCAUCCGCCGGAAUCAGCGAUCGGUUCUGCCCGCUUGUCCCACGUCAUUGCAGGCAACAUGGCGACAACGGCAGGUCAGGGCUGGGCUCAGCUGAGGCAACAAGCGCGGUCUUUGGAAUCGCAGACCGAGACGUCGCUGCAAACAUAUUCCCAGUUCUCCACACAAGCGAACAUACCCGCGAAGCCGACAGAAGAAGAGAAGAAUGCAGAGGCCAGGGUCCAGGAGCUGCUCGACAAGCGCGAGAGCGUCGUCGCCCAGCUAGGCCGCCUCCUCGACUCGGAAGCGACGCUCACGUCCUCGGCGCUCAAGCAGAACAACCUGGCGCUGCUGCGCGACAAGCUGGCGGACCACCGGCGCGACCUGGCGCGGCUGCGCGCGACGCUGCAGGAGGCGCGCGACCGGGCGAACCUGCUGGGCAGCGUGCGCGACGACAUCUCGGCGUACCGGGCGGCCAACCCGGCGGCGGCCGAGGCCGAGUACAUGCUGGACGAGCGGGCGCGGCUGGACCGCAGCCACGACGCGGCCGACAGCGUGCUGAGCCAGGCGUACGCGGUGCAGGACAGCUUCGCGCUGCAGCGCGAGACGCUGGCCAGCAUCAACCGCCGCAUCACGCUGGCCGCGAGCCAGGUGCCGGGCAUCAACGCGCUCAUCGGCCGCAUCUCGGCCAAGAAGAGGCGGGACGGGAUCAUCAUGGGGUCGUUUAUCGCCUUCUGCUUCUUGGUGUUCUGGUUCUUUUUGUGACUCGAGAUCAGGCACGCGCGCGCAUGACCGAGGAUGGAUGCUGCGAGUAAGACAUCCACAGGAGAGCCGAGAGGACGGGAUGAACCUGUAUAAUCUAGCAAGAGCAUGGCGGGGGAAAGGCGUUUGCGGCGUCUGGGCACUGCGCAGUUCAUAUCCCGAGGUACCUUAACAUACAAACAGAGGCGUUCUACGCCUCAUCUAUUUU